Messenger RNA from Symbiodinium sp. CCMP2456, 246 nucleotides. The record is from the annotation of a GenBank genome assembly. NCBI's taxonomy places the organism in Eukaryota, Dinophyceae, Suessiales, Symbiodiniaceae.
AUGUGGAAUCGACCAGCUGAGUCCCGACAUCUACAAAGAUGGAUACGCGAACUUGCUGAGCUCAGACAUCUCCCAGCAUGCCAUCUCCGAGAUGCAGGAGAAAACCGCAGCGGACAUGCCCUUGGCAAAAUGGUUCGUGGACGAUGCCACCAAAAUGACUCUGCCAGACGAGUCUGUGGACAUAGUGGUAGACAAGGCCCGAGAAAGAAGAACGCGGGUUUCAAGCAGGCAUGUCAGGCAUGGUGA